Molecule: messenger RNA, 796 nt
Organism: Eurytemora carolleeae
Lineage: Eukaryota; Metazoa; Arthropoda; Copepoda; Calanoida; Temoridae
Product: muscarinic acetylcholine receptor M3
Exons: 8
Coding region: 5-796 (263 amino acids)
Biological process (GO): G protein-coupled receptor signaling pathway, coupled to cyclic nucleotide second messenger; chemical synaptic transmission
Cellular component (GO): membrane; dendrite
Molecular function (GO): neurotransmitter receptor activity; G protein-coupled serotonin receptor activity
Source: RefSeq, a predicted model, not a curated record
GAGUAUGAACAUAUCCUCGUUUGAUGGAUUUAAUGUUGUUAAGGAAAGGCAGAAAGAGCCCAGAUUUCCAGCUUUCGUCCAGGAAACCAAGCUGUCAAGAUUUCCAGCUUACGUCCAGGAAAUGAAGCUGUCUAAAUUUCCGUCUGUUAUUCAAGAAACACCUUUCACUGGCAACGAUGAUCAAAUUAGUUUCCCGGUUACAGAUCCAGGAAACAUCAGCGUUGAUAUCUCCGACACGGUAGAUAUUGACGUUUAUCCUUUCAUUAAAUCAAAUAUUUCUGAAAACGUGUCCGAGGAGAUCAAUUCAACAAGUUUUGAAAAUACAAGAUUGCUGCUGGUGGAAUUUGACUCUCCCUGGUGGGGUAUUCUUGUACUACUCAUCUUCAUCAAUAUUUCAACGAUAAUUGGAAAUAUUUUGAUCCUGGGUAGUUGGAAGAUAAAUCCUAGUAUCCGAAUACCUGCCAACAUCAACAUCAUGUCUCUAGCCAGCUCAGAUCUAGCUAUUGGAAUGUUUGUUAUGCCUUUCUCUAUUUGUAAAAACUUCCUUAGCAGGUGGAUUUUUCCAGGGAUUCUCUGCAAGGUUUGGUUAUACAUGGAUCUAGUGCUCUCAACAAUUUCAAUUUUCAACCUUGUCAAUAUUGCACUAGAUAGGUUUGAAGCGGUUCAGAGACCUAUAACCUAUAGUUCAAGAACUUCACUGAAGAAUUCACUUCAUCGGGUUGGAUUGUGCUGGGUUGCAGCAGUGUUGACAUGUCUACCUAUUUAUUUAUUGAUAAUUUAUUUCGGUCUGGGUUGA